This is a messenger RNA of Trichoderma virens Gv29-8, 777 nucleotides long. RefSeq lists its product as uncharacterized. NCBI's taxonomy places the organism in Eukaryota, Fungi, Ascomycota, Sordariomycetes, Hypocreales, Hypocreaceae. The record is from RefSeq and is a predicted model, not a curated record. The coding region runs from base 61 to 687 and encodes 208 amino acids. The transcript is spliced from 3 exons.
AUUACAACAUAUUUGUUUAACACGCUUAAAACAACAAAUCAUACAACAACAGAAGAUCCCAUGGAAAACUAUGCUGGAGACAAUAGCUUUAGCGAUAUACUUGCUAAUACAGGAAUGAGUCCCGACCUAACGUUCAUCGACGUUUUACAUGGCAACCUUGAUGAUGUGGGAAACUCUUCCACAGCCAGUUUUGAUGACAAUCUUGAUGAUGCGGGAAACUCUUUCACAGCCAGUUUUGAUGACCCUUCAUCCGACGUGGGUCCCAACGGGGAAUACCGGCAAGGCUAUAGAUGGUGCUGCGGCAAAUUGAGAAAGGACGAUGGCAACUUCAAAAAACACCUGAAUACACACAAUAAAGAUCUACCAUGCGAAGCAGACUCGCCAUAUUGCUCUGAUCUUCUAUUUGCAGAUAACAAGGCGCGAAAUAGGCACUACUUGACAGCUCACAAGAAGUAUGCGAAAGAGAAAGGCAUCGAAGAUACGAGCUGUUCCUGCAAGGACUGUAAUAAGUCGUUUAGUAGGCAAGAUAACUUCCGCAGGCACGUCAACAAGCACCAUUCCCAAAAGUUCAUAGGAGAGGGAGGGAAGCCGUACUACGUGCUUUACGACAAAUACGAGGAAGUCAAAGGCGAGGAUGGGUAUGCAUGGGUGUGUCGCCUCAAGAGCUCGGGAGUACGGAAUGAAUAAAAAAGAGCACCGAUUAUAUUAUCUUGUAUUCCUCAUUUUGAGUUUGAUCUUGACUGCAGAUAGCUUGAAUCGAAAGAGUUGAAACCCUGG